AUGUACACUGUCUGCCCUGCCACGCCCGACGGAAGCGCGAGCCCAUACCACCGAGCAUCCCCACCUUAUCGCAGCCACGCAUCGCCGCACAGUCGACUCGGCGACUCAGCAUCGCUGAGCAGCGCCAUGACCGAGGCCGGGAUGUAUGAGAGCAACUCUGAUCUCUCCGCUGUCUGCCCCACGUGGUUCAACCGGUGUGCGGCAUCAUCGCCUUCCAUGUCGUCGGUGAUGGCCUCGCGCGACUUGCCUCCGUUGCAGGCCCACUCGCCAGACCCGAAGAGCCGCCGCCAGCAGCCGUUCAACUCCAUCGCAGCCGCCGUCUCAUACUUGUCGCCGCUCGGCGUUGCUUCCAACGAGUCCCCUCACUUGAAAACCGCGCCGACAUCGUUCGACGAUACCUCCUGCGGCGGCUUGACGAGCCCGAACUCUAACCGUGGUGGCAUGAUGACCAGUGUUCCGCAGCAGCAGAGCCGCGGCAACUGCUGCAGCAACGUGGGGCACGUGAUGCUGCCAGAAGAGGUGUCUCACCCGAACAAGCUCGCCCAGUCUGGGAUGCUGACCUCUUCGUCGCCAUCGCACUCUGGGGGCACCGGCACCGCCCGAGUGAGCGGCGCCUCACCAUAUCAAUGCGCCUCGGAUGGGCUGGCCUCCCAGCAGCAGGAAAAGCAGCAGCAAUCGACACUGCAGCGCUAUGCGCCUGGCAACGUCACAACAUCUGUCGGCGCAAGCUCUUCCGCGGCGGCAGGAGGUGCUAGCUCGGGUAGUGUCCCCACUGGCGAUGCUGAUGCGGACACGAUCGUCCCACGGCAGCACGGUGACAACGACUCACUGGCGCUCAACAGUUUGCUUGAGGAGCAGCUAACCAUAACUGCAGCUUCGGUGCCCCACGAUGCAUUCGCGUCGUCACCCUUCAGCCGAGGCGCGCUGCCAUCUUUCCACCUCCAUCCGCGAGCCGCUAUAUCGCCGGCGCGUGAGUCGACGCCCGUGAUACCGCUGAAGACGCCUCCAGCAACCACCUCUACGCCUCUCCGAGCCGACGAUAGUGCACCGCGUGGAGUAGCAGCUGACUGCGCCAGUGAAGCUCGCGGCUCGCAGACGUCGCCGCCGCGGCCGCACGCGUUCGCCCAACACCAAUCGCCCGAGAAAGGCUUCGACUCGCAGUCAACUGGGACUCCGCAUCCGCAGCCGCAGCAACUACACCCACCGGCACCCACGUCCUCAUCGCCGCAGGUGCUAAAGCCACCUGCGAUGUUUGGCGUUAUCGACCUCUCCUACAGCCGUACAGAUGCGAGCGGCUCGAAGGCGACACCGCCAAUGUCGACCGGCGCUACCAGUGUCGGCGCGAGCACCGUGGUGAAGACGCGCACACAGGUGAGGGCGUCUUCGAGGGCACCGGCAGUGAUCAGUGUACGCGUUCCCGUCUCCUCACUCCCGAGCAACAACAGCACGACUGUCACGUCCGUCAACCACGCCGAUCCAACAGCAGCCGCGACGCCAUUAUCGUCGACAGCGGCGACAGCCACUGCCGUCGCACAGCUAAAUGGCGGAAGCCCCUGCAGCGAACUCACGGCACACUCGAGCACAACCAUUUUGCGCAUGGUCCACAGCGCGGGCCAAACCGACAGCAGCUACCCGACCUUGCACACAACGCUAAGUCAUAGCCGUGAUGCGACGACUGCCACCGCGACGACAACAGCGACCACGACUCCAGGGUACUCGCUACGUGCGGAUUCCCAGACGCCGGUGCAUACGGCCACGAUCGCCUCCCAGCGCGGGACCUUUUUCACACCGCUUUCACCGCUGCUGGCGGAGAGUGACGACGACGCUGUCGAGGCGGAGCAACAGCAACAGCAACGCAAGGCAGUGCAGCCUCAGCAGCACAUGAAGUCUGUGGCGUCGACGGCCCUGAUGGUUGCACGGGUGCGAAAGACAGCUGCGUCGUCCCCCACUGUCUCAGUCGACGCGGUGCGCAAUCCGGAGCGACUGUCGCAGCCGCUGAUGCUGACUGCCGACACAGUGCUGCCAGUCGCGGUGCAGGAGGACGAGGCCCGCUGCAGCUCGAGCGCCGCUACCACUGCUACGCGAAGCAGCUCUAACAGCCGCGCACAGCUGUCGUCCUCAGCAUCGCUUUCCAGGUCGAUCAACGGCACGACCAUGACGGCACCCAAGGGUGGUACCGCCGGUGUUGCAGCUAGCGGCACUGGCCGCCUGGAGAGGGUGCGCACCGUGGUACGCGCCGGCAGUGUCAGUGCACGCAACGUGGCUUCCCGUCAAAGAGGACCGCGCGAGAAGUUCGCCGCCACCUUUGCCGGCGGCAGCUCCUUCUCCAGCAAAGUAGCUGCUUCCGCGUCGAGUGCCUCUGCCUCUAUGGACAUGAGCGUCGUAGCUGGCGCGCGUGGCGCUCACUUGCGUCGGCAAACGAGUGUGAGCACUGCGUCGACGAGCUCAGUUUCCAGCGACAUGCCGAGAGCGCUCCCGGCGUUAGCGAGCUACUCCUUUGUUUCCAGCCGCGCUCACAUGCAGCGCUACAUCGACCAGUGGCGCGACCGCUUCGAGGAGGACAAGAACGCGUACAAGGAAGGCGGCUAUCUCACCGUGACGCCGGGCCGCAUCGUUCACUCGCGGUACGUGCUGAUUCAGAAGCUGGGCUGGGGCGAGUUCAGCACGGUGUGGCUAGGCUACGAUACAAAGCACGCCACCCUGGGUCGCGGCCUGUCUCAGGCCUUCGUCGCUGUCAAGGUCGCCAAGUGUCGCUCCAGCGUCCAGGAAGCAACGCGCUACGAGGUGAGUCUGCUGCGCUAUCUUGAGGCGCGUCUCCCGCGGCAUGCCGCCAUCACGAACAUCAUCGACUGCUUCGACGUGCAGGGCGAGUUCGGCAUGCACACUUGCAUGGUCCUUCCCCUCUGUGGGCCCAACCUCCUUUCCAUCAUCGAGCGCAUGAAGGCGGACCGCAGCCGACGCAACGCCGAGGACCUGCGCAUGAUUAAGGAGAUUGUCCUUUCGGUGCUCAUCUCGCUACAUGAGCUGAGCGAGCUGAACGUCGUGCACACCGACAUCAAGCCGGAGAACGUGUUGUGCUCGGCGGUGGAUUCGAAGCUGGUAAAUUCGAUGGAGAAGUUCUGCAGUUACAACCAGGAGCGGAGCCACAUGAUCAGCCUCGAGGACUUCAAGAAGUCCAUGGCGCAGCAGUCGACGGAUCACCUGGUGUAUCUUGCCGACUUCGGCUUGUCGGCGCUGCUGGAGCCGCCGGGCUCUGCGCAGCUCUGGAUGUCUGCGUGCAGCAACGUCGACGCCUCCCUGCUGGCACCGCUCAUGCGUUGCAAGAAGAACUUCCCGGUCACGCGGUCUGGCGUCGUGGAUAACCAUCGCGGCACGCUCAUCCAGACUCGCGAAUACCGCGCACCGGAGGUGCUGCUGGGCCUUGACUUCACCAGCGCGACGGACGUGUGGAGCGUGGGGUGCAUGACGUUUGAGCUCCUCACCGGGAACUUCCUGAUGGAUCCGAAGAGGAAGACGCGCGAACCGCGUGAUAUGGAUAUUGAACAUCUCGCCAUGAUGAUGCAGAUCCUCGGCCCACUGCCGUCCGAGAUCACAAGCAUUCGCGUGCGCAACAACGACUACUACGAUGCAAUUAUUCAAGGGACUCCGGUACCGAAGAGCGGGUUUCACCCGCCGCCAGAGUACCUGCACCGCUUCUUGGACCGAAACGGCAAGUUCAUAUACGCCUCGCGCUACUACUCCUACCCGCGCCGGAACUUGGAGAUGGAACUGGAGCCGUACCUCGGCUUCCGCGAGGCGCAACUGGCAGCCAACUUCAUCUUGUCAUGCCUGCACUCGUACGACCCCAAGAAGCGACCCUCAGCGAAGAAGCUGCUCAGCCAUCAGUGGCUCCACGGUGUUGGUGUCGCGCCCAAGGAGAAGACGUCGUCGCGGUAG
This is a messenger RNA of Leishmania major strain Friedlin, 3936 nucleotides long. Its product is annotated as putative protein kinase. The coding region runs from base 1 to 3936 and encodes 1311 amino acids. Lineage: Eukaryota; Euglenozoa; Kinetoplastea; Trypanosomatida; Trypanosomatidae. Gene Ontology annotation, molecular function: ATP binding; protein kinase activity. The transcript has a single exon. The record is from RefSeq and is a predicted model, not a curated record. Gene Ontology annotation, biological process: spliceosomal complex assembly; protein phosphorylation; regulation of mRNA processing.